UCUCAAAGAGGUUUUCCAGUAGAUCCACGGGCACGGAUCCUGCCACAUUCUUAUAGACUCUUAAGGUUUUACGUGCGCACUGAUCGGGGUUGAAGCGCAAAAAUGGCUUCAGCACUUGCGCGCCCGUUGAUAACCGUCUAUUCGGAGAAGAAUGAAAAGACCGGCACAAGUGUGCACCUGCCUGUAGUGUUCAAGGCACCCAUCAGACCUGAUGUGGUCAGCUUUGUGCACCAUCAGAUGUCCAAGAACCGUCGCCAGCCGUACGCUGUCAACAAGGACGCCGGCCACCAGACCAGUGCCGAGUCGUGGGGCACUGGCAGGGCUGUCGCCCGUAUUCCCAGGGUCAGGGGAGGUGGUACUCACCGCUCUGGCCAGGGUGCGUUCGGCAACAUGUGUCGCGGAGGUCGCAUGUUCGCUCCCACCAAGACCUGGAGGCGUUGGCACCGCAGGAUUAAUGUGAACCAGCGUCGUUUCGCGCUUGUGUCCUCGAUUGCUGCCAGUGGCGUGCCCGCCCUGGUCAUGUCCAAGGGACACAUGGUUCACGACAUCCCUGAGCUGCCGUUGGUUGUGUCCGACAAGGUUCAGAGCUUCAACAAGACCAAGCAGGCCGUCAUCUUCCUGCGCCGCAUCAAGGCCUGGACCGAUGUCCAGAAGGUGUACCGCAGCAGGAGACUGCGCGCCGGAAAGGGAAAGAUGAGGAACAGGCGUCGUGUGCAGCGUCGCGGACCCCUCAUCAUCUACGGUGAGGACCAGGGUCUUAAGCUGGCCUUCAGGAACAUUCCUGGCGUUGAUGUCUGCUCCGUGAAGAAAUUGAGUCUUCUCAAGCUGGCACCUGGUGGUCAUGUGGGCAGAUUUAUCAUCUGGACAGAGAGUGCAUUCAGAGCGCUUGAUGCCAUUUAUGGCACCUGGUCUUCUCCUUCCAGCGAAAAGAAGGACUACAACCUGCCCACUCCUAAGAUGACCAACACUGACCUGUCAAGGUUGCUUAAGGCCGAAGAAAUCCGCAAGGUGUUGAGGACUCCUAACAAGCGGCCAGUGCGUGCUGUUAGGAAGCUGAACCCUCUGCGCAACGUGCGGGCUAUGCUCAAAUUGAACCCAUAUGCCGCCGUUCUCAAGAGGAAAGCCAUUCUAACCAUUCAGAAGAAGCAUUUGGACAAGCAGGAGUUCUUGGCCAAGAAAACUGGCGUGCCUCUGCAGAAGACCAAGCAGCAGGUUCGCUAUGAACAACUCAUUCAGAAGAGGAAAGAAGCUAUCCAGAAGUCCAAGGCCGCUAAGCCCAAGACAGCCAAGAAGGCAAAGAAGGCGCCUGCGGCCAAGUAAUUCUAAUGUUAUCUUUCUUUCUGGAAAUAAAAAGCGGUCUUGAUUAUAA
Cloeon dipterum is the source of this 1369-nucleotide messenger RNA. RefSeq names its product ribosomal protein L4 (gene RpL4). The coding region runs from base 103 to 1320 and encodes 405 amino acids. Gene Ontology annotation, cellular component: cytosolic large ribosomal subunit; ribosome. Gene Ontology annotation, biological process: translation. The record is from RefSeq and is a predicted model, not a curated record. Gene Ontology annotation, molecular function: RNA binding; structural constituent of ribosome. NCBI's taxonomy places the organism in Eukaryota, Metazoa, Arthropoda, Insecta, Ephemeroptera, Baetidae. The transcript is spliced from 5 exons.